Molecule: messenger RNA, 1179 nt
Organism: Indicator indicator
Lineage: Eukaryota; Metazoa; Chordata; Aves; Piciformes; Indicatoridae
Gene: GPRC5B
Product: G protein-coupled receptor class C group 5 member B
Exons: 3
Coding region: 16-1179 (387 amino acids)
Biological process (GO): G protein-coupled receptor signaling pathway
Cellular component (GO): extracellular exosome; plasma membrane; intracellular membrane-bounded organelle
Molecular function (GO): protein kinase activator activity; G protein-coupled receptor activity; protein kinase binding
Source: RefSeq, a predicted model, not a curated record
AUCUCAGACAGAAAAAUGAAAACCUACCCAGCCAUCGGUUUCUUCCUCCUCUUCGUGAUCAGCUAUGGCUCUUCUGAAAACUCCAGUACCUCUCGAGGGUGUGGACUGGAUCUUCUCCCUCAGUACGUUUACCUGUGCGACCUGGAUGCCAUCUGGGGGAUAGUCGUGGAAGCCAUUGCAGGGGCAGGUGCGCUGACCACGUUACUGCUGAUGUUGAUUCUGCUGGUGAGGUUGCCCUUCAUCAAGGACAAGGAGAAGAAAAGCCCCCUGGGAAUGCAUUUUCUCUUUCUGUUUGGGACUCUGGGACUGUUUGGGCUGACGUUUGCUUUCAUCAUACAAGAAGAUGAAAUGGUGUGCUCUACCCGAAGGUUCCUGUGGGGAGUUAUCUUUGCUUUGUGUUUCUCGUGUUUGCUAGCUCAAGCCUGGAGACUUCGUAGACUAGUUCGACAUGGGAAGAGUCCAUCUGGCUGGCAUCUAGCUGGUGUGGCAAUCUGCCUGAUGCUCGUUCAGGUCAUUAUUGCAACUGAGUGGUUAAUAUUAACAAUUGUCAGAGAUAACAAGUUGGCCUGCAGCUACGAACCGAUGGAUUUUGCUAUGGCUUUGAUUUAUGUUAUGUUCCUGAUGGUAUUUACCAUGGGAUUUUCCCUUUUCACUCUCUGUGGAAAGUUUAAGAAAUGGAAGAAAAAUGGAGUAUGCCUCAUUAUAACACUUUUUUUUUCCAUUCUGAUUUGGGUAGCCUGGAUGACUAUGUACCUCUUUGGUAAUGCUGAGCUAAAGAGAAGAGACAAAUGGAGUGAUCCCACUCUUGCUAUUGCACUGGUGUCCAGUGGUUGGGUGUUUGUUAUUUUUCAUGCCAUCCCAGAGGUCCACUGUGCCAUCCUUCCAUCACAGCAGGAAAACACUCCCAAUUAUUUUGACACUUCACAGCCAAGGAUGCGUGAAACUGCUUUUGAGGAAGAUAUACAGCUUCCUCGGAGCUACAUGGAGAAUAAAGCCUUUUCAAUGGAUGAACAUAAUGCAGCACUAAGGACGGCAGGAUUUCGGAACGGCAAUUUGGGAAGCAGACCCAGCGCUCCUUUUAGAAGCAAUGUUUAUCAGCCAACUGAGAUGGCAGUUGUGCUAAAUGGUGGGACUAUACCAACUGCUCCGCCAAGUUACACUGGACGACACCUCUGGUGA